Molecule: messenger RNA, 8801 nt
Organism: Xiphophorus hellerii (green swordtail)
Lineage: Eukaryota; Metazoa; Chordata; Actinopteri; Cyprinodontiformes; Poeciliidae
Product: myosin-10
Exons: 42
Coding region: 1-6078 (2025 amino acids)
Biological process (GO): actomyosin structure organization; regulation of cell shape; mitotic cytokinesis
Cellular component (GO): myosin filament; myosin II complex; cytoplasm
Molecular function (GO): microfilament motor activity; actin filament binding; ATP binding
Source: RefSeq, a predicted model, not a curated record
AUGUCUCAUCGAAGUGGGCAAGAGGACCCGGAGCGGUACCUGUUUGUCGACCGGGCCGUCGUGUACAACCCGGCCACGCAGGCCGACUGGACGGCCAAGAAGCUGGUGUGGAUCCCCUCGGAGCGCAACGGCUUUGAGGCGGCCAGUAUCCGGGAGGAGCGGGGAGAGGAGGUGCUGGUGGAGCUGGCGGAGAACGGUAAGAAGGUGGUGAUCAACAAGGACGACAUCCAGAAGAUGAACCCGCCCAAGUUCAGCAAGGUGGAGGACAUGGCGGAGCUCACCUGCCUGAAUGAGGCGUCAGUGCUGCACAACCUGAAGGACCGCUACUACUCUGGACUGAUAUAUACUUACUCUGGUCUUUUCUGUGUGGUCAUCAACCCCUACAAGAACCUGCCCAUCUAUUCAGAGAACAUCAUAGAGAUGUACAGAGGAAAGAAGAGACAUGAAAUGCCUCCACACAUUUAUGCCAUCUCUGAGUCAGCGUACCGCUGCAUGCUCCAAGAUCGAGAGGACCAAUCGAUUCUUUGCACAGGCGAGUCGGGAGCGGGCAAGACGGAAAACACAAAGAAGGUCAUCCAGUACCUGGCCCAUGUUGCCUCCUCACACAAAGGACGCAAAGACCACAACAUUCCUCCCGAUUCUCCCAAAGCAUUCAAGCUACAGGCAAGUGGAUCCCCCGGCGAGGGUGUCGUCUAUCUUCAUGGGGAGUUGGAACGUCAGCUCCUGCAAGCCAAUCCAAUCCUUGAGUCGUUUGGCAAUGCCAAGACGGUGAAAAACGACAAUUCGUCUCGCUUUGGGAAGUUCAUCAGAAUCAACUUUGACGUUACCGGCUACAUUGUUGGGGCCAACAUUGAAACCUAUCUUCUAGAAAAGUCAAGAGCCAUCAGACAGGCAAAAGAGGAGAGGACUUUCCACAUUUUCUAUCGCCUGUUGGCAGGAGCUGGAGAGCAUCUUCGAACGGAUCUGCUUCUUGAGGGAUUCAACAGCUACAGGUUCUUGUCAAACGGCAACAUUCCCAUCCCGGGUCAGCAAGACAAGGAGAAUUUCCAGGAGACAAUGGAGGCGAUGCACAUCAUGGGUUUCUCCCAUGAUGAAAUAGUCUGCAUGUUAAAGGUGGUUUCUGCCGUGCUGCAGUUUGGCAACGUCGUGUUCAAGAAGGAGAGGAAUACCGAUCAAGCCUCAAUGCCUGAGAACACAGCGGCGCAGAAGCUCUGCCACCUGCUUGGCAUGAAUGUUAUGGAGUUUACCCGAGCCAUCCUGACCCCGAGAAUCAAAGUGGGACGAGACUACGUGCAAAAAGCUCAGACCAAAGAACAGGCUGACUUUGCUGUGGAGGCCCUGGCCAAGGCGACAUAUGAGCGGCUGUUCCGCUGGCUGGUCCACCGCAUCAACAAGGCCCUGGACAGGGCCAAACGACAGGGAGCCUCCUUCAUCGGCAUCCUGGAUAUUGCUGGCUUUGAGAUCUUCGAGCUGAACUCCUUCGAGCAGCUGUGCAUCAAUUACACCAACGAGAAGCUGCAGCAGCUCUUCAACCACACCAUGUUCAUCCUGGAGCAGGAGGAGUACCAGAGGGAGGGCAUCGAGUGGAGCUUCAUCGACUUCGGCCUGGACCUGCAGCCAUGCAUCGACCUUAUCGAGCGGCCGAAUAAUCCUCCAGGAAUCCUGGCUUUGCUUGACGAGGAGUGCUGGUUUCCCAAAGCCACAGACAAGACAUUUGUGGACAAAGUGCUGCAGGAACUGGGCACGCACGCCAAGUUCCAGAAACCCCGGCAGCUGAAAGACAAGGCAGACUUCUGCAUCAUCCACUACGCCGGGAGGGUGGACUAUAAAGCUGAUGAAUGGCUCAUGAAGAACAUGGAUCCUCUGAAUGAUAACGUGGCCACGCUGCUCCAUCAGUCAACUGACAAAUUUGUGGCUGAGCUCUGGAAAGACGACAUUCAGACGUUUCAGAGAGCCUCUUUCUAUGACAAUGUGUCUGGGCUCCAUGAAGCUCCAGGUGAAUUUGACCGGAUCGUGGGUCUGGACCAGGUGGCAGGCAUGAACGAGACGGCCUUCGGCGCUGCCUACAAGACCAAGAAAGGCAUGUUUCGCACGGUUGGACAGCUGUACAAAGAGCAGCUGUCCAAACUGAUGGCCACACUCAGGAACACAAAUCCCAACUUUGUGCGCUGCAUCAUCCCCAACCACGAAAAAAGAGCUGGGAAGCUGGACCCCCACCUGGUUCUGGACCAGUUGAGAUGUAACGGCGUGUUGGAGGGGAUCCGUAUUUGCAGACAGGGAUUCCCAAAUCGGAUCGUUUUCCAGGAGUUCAGACAGAGGUAUGAGAUCCUCACUCCCAACGCCAUUCCCAAAGGUUUCAUGGACGGGAAGCAGGCGUGCGAGCGAAUGAUUCAAGCACUAGAGCUUGAUGGCAACCUCUUCCGUAUCGGCCAGAGCAAAAUAUUUUUCAGAGCUGGAGUCCUGGCUCACUUAGAGGAAGAGAGAGACCUGAAGAUCACCGACAUCAUUAUUUACUUCCAGGCCGUCUGCAGAGGAUACCUGGCACGCAAAUCCUUUGCUAAGAAGCAGCAGCAGCUCAGCGCCCUGAAGGUCCUGCAGAGAAACUGCGCUGCUUACUUGAAGCUUCGUCACUGGCAGUGGUGGAGGCUGUUCACCAAGGUGAAGCCACUGCUGCAGGUGACCAGGCAGGAGGAGGAGAUGCAGGCUAAAGAUGAAGAGUUGGUCAAAGUGAAGGAGAAGCAGAUGAAGGUGGAAGGAGAGCUGGUGGAGAUGGAGAGGAAACACCAGCAGCUAAUGGAAGAGAAGAACAUCCUCGCGGAGCAGCUGCAGGCGGAAACGGAGCUGUUUGCCGAGGCGGAGGAGAUGAGAGCGCGGCUGGCGUCCAAAAAGCAAGAGCUGGAGGAGAUCCUGCAUGACCUGGAGUCCAGGCUGGAGGAGGAGGAGGAGAGGAGCCAGGGGGUCCAGAACGAGAAGAAGAAGAUGCAGUCCCACAUCCAGGACCUGGAAGAGCAGCUGGAUGAGGAGGAGGCUGCGAGGCAGAAGCUUCAGCUUGAGAAAGUUACGGCUGAAGCCAAGAUGAAGAAGUAUGAAGAGGAUAUUCUGGUGCUGGAGGACCAGAACUCCAAGUUCCUGAAGGAGAAGAAGCUGGUUGAAGACAGAAUCAAUGAAAUGACGUUGAUGCUAGCUGAGGAGGAGGAGAAAGCCAAAAAUCUGGGGAAGAUGAGAAACAAGCAGGAGAUGAUGAUGGUGGACCUGGAGGAGAGACUGAAGAAAGAGGAGAAAACCCGCCAGGAGCUGGAGAAGGCCAAGAGGAAGCUGGACGGAGAGACGUCCGACUUCAAGGACCAGAUAGGCGAGCUGCAGUCCCAGAUAGAGGAGCUCAAAGUUCAGCUGAGCAAGAAGGAGGAGGAACAGCAGAUGAUGCAAACCAGGGGAGAAGAGGAGAUCAACCAGAAGAACAACGCGCUGAAGCAGAUCCGGGAGCUGCAGGCCCAGCUGUCUGAGCUGCAGGAGGACCUGGAGUCGGAGAAGCAGGCCAGGAACAAGGCGGAGAAACUCAAGAGGGAUCUGAGUGAGGAGCUGGAGGCGCUGAAGACGGAGCUGGAGGACACGCUGGAUACGACCGCGGCGCAGCAGGAGCUCAGAACCAAGCGUGAGCAGGAGGUGGCAGAGCUGAAGAAAGCCAUCGAAGAGGAGACGAAAAACCACGAGGCUCAGAUUCAGGAGAUGAGACAGAGGCACUCGACCGCCUUGGAGGAGCUGUCCGAGCAGCUGGAGCAGGCCAAGAGGUUCAAAGCUAACCUGGAAAAGACCAAGCAGAGCCAAGAGAGUGCCAACAAGGAGCUGGCCAACGAGGUGAAAACCUUACAGCAAGCAAAGACCGAGUCCGAGCACAAGAGGAAGAAGCUGGAGGGUCAGCUGCAGGAGUUCAUGGCCCGGGUCACCGAGGGCGAGCGGGCCAAGGGCGAGCUGGCUGAACGCACACACAAGCUGCAGACCGAACUGGACAACGUGUCGGCCUUGCUGGAAGACGCAGAGAGGAAGGGCAUCAAGAUGGCCAAAGAUGUUUCCGGAUUGGAGAGUCAGCUACAAGACACACAGGAGCUUCUCCAGGAGGAAACCCGCCAGAAGCUGAACCUGAGCAGCCGCAUCCGGCAGCUGGAGGAGGAGAAAGCCGCUCUGCAGGAGCAGCAGGAGGAGGACGAGGAGGCCCGCAAGAACCUGGAGAAGCAGCUGCUGAGCGUCCAGGCUCAGCUGUCGGAGAGCAAAAAGAAGCUGGAUGACGACGUUGGAACAAUAGAAAACCUGGAGGAGGCGAAGAAGAAGCUCCAGAAGGACCUGGAGCUUUCCAGCCAGCGUCUGGAGGAGAAGACCAUUGCUUUUGAGAAGUUGGAGAAGACGAAGACUCGGCUUCAGCAGGAACUGGAUGACCUCACCGUGGACUUGGAUCACCAGAGGCAGAUCGUCUCCAACCUGGAGAAGAAGCAGAAGAAGUUUGACCAGAUGCUGGCCGAGGAGAAGAGCAUCUCGGCCCGCUACGCCGAGGAGCGGGACCGCGCCGAAGCCGAGGCCAGAGAAAAGGAGACCAAAGCUCUGUCCAUGACCAGAGCUCUGGACGAGGCGCUGGAGGCCAAAGAGGAGCUGGAGCGGAUCAACAAGCAGCUCCGAGCCGAAAUGGAGGACCUGAUGAGCUCAAAGGACGACGUCGGCAAGAACGUCCACGAGCUGGAGAAGUCCAAGCGCACGCUGGAGCAGCAGCUGGAGGAGAUGAAGACUCAGCUGGAGGAGCUGGAGGACGAGCUGCAGGCCACGGAGGACGCCAAGCUGCGUCUGGAGGUCAACAUGCAGGCCAUGAAGGCCCAGUACGAGAGAGACCUGCAGGGCCGCGACGACCAGAACGACGAGAAGAAGAGAGCUCUGGUCAAGCAGGUGCGAGAAAUGGAAGCCGAGUUGGAGGAUGAGAGGAAGCAGAGAGCUCUGGCUGCAGCAGCGAAGAAGAAGCUGGAGAUGGACCUGAAGGACAUCGAGGGACACAUAGAGGGCGCCAACAAGGCCCGGGACGAAGCCAUUAAGCAGCUGCGCAAGUUACAGACUCAAAUGAAGGACUACCAGAGGGAGCUGGAGGACACCCGGGCUUCCAGAGACGACAUCUUCGCCCUGUCCAAGGAGACGGAGAAGAAACUGAAGAGCCUAGAGGCCGAGAUCGUUCAGCUGCAUGAGGACCUGGCUGCCUCUGAGAGGGGGCGGCGUCACGCCGAGCAAGAACGAGACGAGCUGCAGGACGAAAUCUCCAACAGCACCUCUGGAAAAGCCGCCCUGAUGGAUGAGAAGAGGAGGCUGGAGGCCCGGAUCGCCCAGCUGGAGGAGGAGCUGGAGGAGGAGCAGGGCAACAUGGAGCUGCUCAACGACCGCUUCAGGAAAACAAACAUGCAGGUGGACACUCUGACCACGGAGCUGAGCGCGGAGCGCAGCGCGGCGCAGAAGAGCGAAAACGCCCGGCAGCAGUUGGAGCGUCAGAACAAGGACCUGCGUGCCAAACUGAGCGAGCUGGAGGGUUCGGUGAAAAACAGGUUCAAGGCCUCCAUCACCGCUCUGGAGGCCAAGAUAGCACAGCUGGAGGAGCAGCUGGAGCAGGAAGCCAGGGAGCGGGGGGCGGCCAACAAGAUCGUCAGAAGGACGGAGAAGAAGCUGAAAGAAGUCUGCAUGCAGGUGGAGGACGAACGUCGCCACGGUGAUCAAUUUAAAGAGCAACUGGAGAAGGCCAACUCCCGCAUGAAGCAGCUGAAGCGGCAGCUGGAGGAGGCGGAGGAGGAGGCCACCCGGGCCAACGCCUCGCGCAGGAAGCUGCAGAGGGAGCUGGACGACGCCACAGAGGCCAGCGAGGGCCUCAGCCGCGAGGUUCACACCCUCAAGAACCGGCUCAGACGCGGCGGCCCCAUCACCUUCUCCACCAGCCGCUCUGGCCGACGCGCGCUGCAGGUGGAGGGAACCUCCCUGGACCUCCUGUCAGACGACGAGCUGGAAAACAAGAUCACCGACAACAACGCCAACGAGACCCCGACCCCCCAGCAGGAGUAGAUGCAUACACAUCACUAAACCUGCAACAAUCACUCAGACUUUAACUGCUCCAACAGGGAACCCUCCGAUUCCUUCAUCUCUUCUGUUUUACUGACUUUUUUUCUUUUAAAAAAAAUAUUUGCCUAAUUAUUUCCCAUGUAAUUUUAGUCAGAAGCCCUUAUCAGAUUAACCUUUAGAAGACACCAGCAGUUGGACCUCCAACAGUCCUCCUUUAGCAAGGCAUUGCCUGUGUUUAGUUACAGAGCUGUAGGCAGAAGUUUAGAAAUAGGAAAACCCAACUUUUGUUCAAAGAGUUGGUGAUAAAUAUUAUCUGCUGGUCCAGCGGUUAGCUGUUCAAUAAUUGUGCCAACAGCACUGGAAAAUGAUCAAAUCAGAAAGGAGCCGUUUGUGUUCCAGCGUCUGUGCAAAGGUAUUCGGGAAACAAUUUUUCCACAUUCUGUCAAAUUAAAAUGGCAAACUUCUGUGUAUUUUGUUGGGAUUUUAUGUGAUAGCAACACAAAGAGAUAAACUGAUUUAUCGCUCCUGGCUCAGAGGUUUGUAGAUUUACAGCUUCGGGUCUUUUAGGUUUGUCUCUACCAGCUCUGAGUUUUUGCCGGUUCUUUAAGCUUUGAGAAGGUCUGGAUUUACUCAAUCUAAAAUUUGGACUGGAACAGUUUAACAUGCUUUGAUCUGAAACCUGCGGCUCCAGAGAAACAUGUGGAUCUCGCAAAACCAAAACGGAAAUGUUUUUGAUCCGGGACACAAGGGACACUUUUUCUUCCAGCUCACCGAUAUUUUUUAAUCCAUCAUAUAAAAUCCCAAUAAAAUGAAUUUUGUGGUUUGAAGGUGAGAAAAUGUGAUGCAAACCUUUGUGAGGCGUAAACAAACACCAUCAUGAGUUUUUUUCUUUGUCACUGCUUGACGUCUUGUGGAUUAGUUUAAUUCUCAGCUGAGUUGUGAUUGAGUCGUGCUUCGUCUGCCCUCGGUUAGGAUCGCUCGCUUCCACAUGGAUAUUGAACUGUGACUGUGUGCUGCCUCAGUGCUUCAGCUCUUUGCUCCUGUUCAGCGUCAGCGCUAAAAACAGCAACUACGCCCAUGUUAUCUUUCUUCUUCUUCUGUGCCUUUUUCAUACUCCUGAAGCUGCACAUCCAUUUGUAUCACAUAUAUAGUUCAUGUAUUGAACCAUGUAUAAUGUCAUGAAGGUAUUUUCUUAAAAAAUAUCAUAAAUUUGCAUAUUUAAUGAAAUAUUAGUUGCAACCCAGUGAAUGUCUUCCUUCGGUGUUGCAUGUUAUUGAUGAUUCGUCAGCAGUGUGGGAAUCUCUGUAGGUGGACUUUUCUUAUUGACAGCUUUUGUACUUUUUGAGUUCUUGAGAAAUGAAGACAAUCCAAUAGAUAUCAGCUCUAUUUAUAUCUCUGCUAUUGUUGACAAUACAGACGACAUUCAUAUUCCGAGCUGCUCAGUGUAACGCAUUGAUCCGCUGGUGGGAGGAGUACCUGGAGAGAACCAACGCAUCCACAGAGAGAAUAUGCGAACUCAGGCCGGGACUUGAUAUUUAUCUAUGUAUAUGAUUUUUUUUUUUUUUUUUUUUUUUGGUCCUUUAGUUGUGCCAUCCUAAAAUUUUCUCUGGCCAUCCCAAUGAGAAUGUUCUUGGGAUGCCACUGAAUUCGAACGCGGUAUCUUCUUGCUGCAAGGCAACAUGGCUACCAACUGUCCCACCGUUCAAUACAGAAAAAAAUAUGUGAACAUAUCCCAUCUGAACUAGAGUUUAAAUCACCAUAUUUAAUGAGUAAAUAUUAGUUGUCUGAGCUCAAGUGGACCCUCUCUGUGUUUGGCUGGUAGCAGGACGAACCAGGAAGUAAAAAUAAGUAAAAGAGAGCACACUUGACAAACACAAAGCCUUAUUUAAAAUUUAAAGCCAGAUCAUGUUGGUGGUUAAAUGAGACAUCCUGACAAAGUCUAGAAAAACUAAACAGCUGAAUUUGUGACAGUGUUGCUAUGCCAACAUGCUUUUGAUCCAAAAAGUUCAUCUGUUUUUUUAAAAACUUUGUUUGCAUUAUUUAGACUGAGAGUUGAGAUGUUAAGAAAGAGAGGAUUUAAAAAUCGCAUUUCCAUUGAAGAGGUUGAUCACUUCUGGAUCACUCAGAAUGGAGAAAUGCUUAUUCACAAAUAUUGGUAUUGUGGAAAAAUGUGCUCAAUCAUGGUUAUUUAAAAACCUCUUAUUAGUUUACGUUCACUUAUUAAUCAUGUUGCACCUCUAAUUUUUCUUAGAUUUAGGGGUGCAAUAAGUUUGCUGUCAUUGCAAGCUUAUCUUAGCCAUCUAAGGUAAUGUUUGACAUCUUAUUUUAAAAAAGUAAUUUUGACAUUUUUAACUCAAAAUGCUUUCUGGUCUCUGGUUAUUAUCUUCAUCACUGAAUUAAAUUCACAAUCAGUUUUCUAAAACACUCUUCAAGGGAUUGCAUUUAAGCAACUGGUGGCAUUAUUGUUUUUAAAGUGUUUUCAAAAGUCAUAAAUAGAUACAUGGACUUAUUUUUAUAUUUUUAGCACAGAGUGCAGCUCACACGCUGCACUAGAACCAUUCAAAAAGUGAAGGUUUAACGUAAACGUUGCAGGGCACAGUGGUGGUUGCAGAGUUCCUGAUUUCUGGACAAACAGCUUGAAAUGACGGGACACAGAGGGACACAUCUCCUCUCAUCUCAUCCUUCCUGUGGCAGACGGCUACAAUCUUCAUCCAAAGAACAACAAC